AACAAAAAAUUCUCUUGAGUUUCUGGUGAACAAUAUUCUCAUUGAGGUUCAUUGAAUUUCUACUCUAUCACUCACACUUCUAUCUCUUUAAAUCUCUCUCUUUUUCUCCCUCAACCAUAUCUUUCUCUUUCUUGUCUUCUCUUUCCUCCCUUCUCUUUAUCUGUUCCAUUAAAACAUCGAUUAAACAUCGAUUUCUCUCCAAGUUAUUGCAUCAUCAUCGAUGUUUGUAGAUUUAACAAUCGCCCACCUCAUCUAUAUGCUCUUGACAAAACAAUUUAUUCAAUAAUGUUGAUGAUCUUUAAAUGGGUUGGAUUUGCAAGUUGAAGUUUAAUUGAGGUUAAAACCUGAUGAUUUGAUCGUUUUUACAUGAUGGAAUCAGAAUCGUGUGUAAUAACUACCAAAAACAGAUUUAUUAAUCAAUCGUCAAGCCUACACUUUGAACAGAAAAUAUCUUUAAAUGGUCAUUGUGAUGGUUUACCACCAAGGAGCAACAAUAACAGUCAAAUAAACCAAAAUGGUGCAAAUGAGCAAAAGAAACGGUCAACAAGUUACUCCAAAAGGACCGGUGUUAUUGAUAGUAUAACAAGUGAACUACAAUUUGACCAAGAUGAUUGUAAUCCGAAAGAUUCAAAGUUACCUUCCUAUGUUGGUAUAAGUUGUACUAUUUCUGGUUACAGUAAUUACAGUCGUUAUUGUUCAUCUAUUCGAGGUAGUUAUAGUCGUGGAAGUAGCCCAGUCAUGAGAAACUAUGAAGUGCUUGAUGGACCCAAUGUAGUUGAACAUCAUUUCCAUCAUCAACAUCAUCACCAUAACAAUAAUCAUCUGGAUACAUCAACAUCAUCUACACAACAACAACACCAGCAACAAAAUCAUUUUCAUCAACGUCAAUCAUUCAUCUCACUAAUCAAUAAUAAUUCAACAACAACAAAUAACUGGCCCAGAGAGGAUAAUGGUUCAAUUAAUGGUGGAAUCUCAAACCACACCCAAUAUAAUAAGAAGCAGAAUAAUAACAAUAAUGGUCUGAUCUGCGGUGAUUUGGAUUAUCAAGAUGAUAAUAAAAGUGGAUCAAGUGAAAAAUCUCUAGUUCAAAGAAGAAUUGAAAGUCUUUAUGGUUCUAAUGUGGCCGAAGUUUGGAGAGAUUCUCGAUCGAAAGUGAAAAAAGUGAAUAAGAAAAAGAUCGAAAUGAUCAACCAUCGAAGUCCAUCUUGUCCACCUCACGCUCUUCGGUCAAAAGAGUGUAAUAGAAAGUCUCCAGCCGUUUUCAGCCAUUUGAAUGAAAAAUUUUUAAGUAAAAUCGACGCUGACCCCAAAAAUGAUCCAGUUAACGGACUUAUUAAUAGUCUUAAUGAAGUUUUAAAAGUUAAUGGCACUAAACCUAACGAAACUCAAUCAAAACUUACAGUCGAAAACAAUGGAUACCAUCAUAGUGAAAGUAAUGGACAAAAUAAUGACCAAUACAAUAAUCAUCCUCAUCAGAAUAACAAUAACAAUGGUCAUCAUCAUAUGAAUAAAAUCAAUGGAAACGGUUUGACCCAUCAACAUCUCUCUGGUAACGAUAAUGAUUUCGAUAAUGAACCAAUUGACCAAGUUGAUAAUCGAGUUAAUGUGAUAGAAACAUUGGAUAAUAUUAAAGAUAAUGGUGACCAUCACGAAGAGGAAAUUCGUCAAUUGAAAAGAGGUGAAAUGUACUUGAUAAAAUUAGAAGAGACAAUAAGUAAACUUAGAGUGGAAAUCGUUAAAACUGAGAAAAUAUUGGAAAGUGAGUCUCACCUAAUGAAUGAAGAAAUAAUUGGAAAUUUAUUAUCAUCAAUUGGAAAAGGAAACCUACUCAUUGCUCAGAAAUUGAACCAAUUCCGAGAAUUAUGUCAUAAAAACAUUAAUGGUAAUCACUUUGAACAAUUUGCAACCAAAGAUGAGGAUCUAGAUGGUUUCUGGGAAAUGGUUUAUAUCCAAGUUGAAGAUGUACUUAAUGGUUUCCAAGAGAUUUACAAAUUGCAACAAAAUAACUGGAUUAUCCUAACCAAUAACAAUGAAUCAUCAUCAUCUAAAAUAACUCAACCAAAGAUACGAUCUCCAAGGAAAGUAAAUGCUAAUUCUAAGAUUUCAUCUAAUCAGAAGCAGAAUUCAAAUCCAACCACCAGAAAUACUGCUCGAGAUGAGAUGAGAAAACAACGCCUAAGGGAAGCUAAAUUGAAAAGUCAAUCUCUUCGUCAAGAAAUGAAACAAUUAGAUGAUGAUAUUGUUAUUUUCGCCUCGCCAAGUAAUGGUGAUAAUCUAUUAAUCAAUAACAAUGGUUCAACGACACAAUCUUGAUUAAUGGCUCAUCUCAUCAAACUUACAUCAAACGUGAACAUCUUAUUGUUUUUAUCUUCAUCAUCAUCUUCUUCAUCUUCAUCUUCAUCUUCAUCAUUAAUAUCAACAUCCAUCAGCAUUUAUCAUCUCAAUAACACUCUAUGUAAUCUAAUUCUAUUUAUAUAAGUUGAGACUGAACGUAAUCAAGAACAAUCAAAACAACAAUUAACAACAAGCUGAUUUUGUUAUUUAUAUUUGGUGAAUUUGAAUUACCCUUUACUGUUUCAAAACAAAUGAUGACAAUUUAAAUUGUGCUCAUCACUAUUAACUUUUCAGUUUAUUAUUACAAUCAUGUUGUUUUGUUAGAUUGUUAAAAGUUUACUAAUUGAUGAUUAAGAUAAUUAAGGAAGUUGCAACUUUCUCCUUCUUUCCUUUAUCUUUUAUCAUCAUUUAACUUUUCAACUAAUUUCUAAUUUAUUGACUUGAUAAUUAAUUAUCAUGAUUAUUUUGACUUUUGAUUUUAUCUGAUCAAUGUCAUAUUUGUAACAAUGCAAUUAAGGUUGAUUAACUUGUCAAUCUUCAGUAAGCUCAAUAGUUUUUAUUGAAUCAUCAUAACAUUUACAUCAAGUUGCACAUAAUAUUUAGGUGAGUUUCAAUAAAGUUGAAUUAAUUUUUCAACUAAUUAUUAAUAAAUCAAUUGAUUAAAGUAAAAAAAGCCAAUCAUAAGCCGAAAAAAAUCAGCUCAAAGUAAAAAUUUCGAGCCGAUUGACUAAUAUUGAGACUCGCCAACUAUUUAUAUAAUCAUUUAAUGUUAAUUGUAGUAUAAUCUGUGUCCAUCCAAUUGUCAUCUAAUUGUAAUUGACUGGUCACCAUUUUUAGAAUCAAUCAAAAACAUUUCUCUUCA
Panonychus citri (citrus red mite) is the source of this 3196-nucleotide messenger RNA. RefSeq lists its product as uncharacterized. Lineage: Eukaryota; Metazoa; Arthropoda; Arachnida; Trombidiformes; Tetranychidae. The coding region runs from base 367 to 2313 and encodes 648 amino acids. Gene Ontology annotation, cellular component: postsynaptic specialization; glutamatergic synapse. The transcript is spliced from 6 exons. Gene Ontology annotation, molecular function: molecular adaptor activity. The record is from RefSeq and is a predicted model, not a curated record. Gene Ontology annotation, biological process: signaling.